This is a messenger RNA of Galeopterus variegatus (Sunda flying lemur), 1789 nucleotides long. It is a transcript of the gene NOXO1, whose product is annotated as NADPH oxidase organizer 1. Bases 629 to 1618 code for a protein of 329 amino acids. The record is from RefSeq and is a predicted model, not a curated record. The transcript is spliced from 7 exons. NCBI's taxonomy places the organism in Eukaryota, Metazoa, Chordata, Mammalia, Dermoptera, Cynocephalidae. Gene Ontology annotation, biological process: superoxide anion generation. Gene Ontology annotation, molecular function: superoxide-generating NADPH oxidase activator activity; protein binding; phosphatidylinositol binding.
UAAUUAUCCAUUUAAUACAAAUUUCCUCUUCUAUGACUUGGGGACAUUAAGAGACCUUUACACCAACUUAAAGAUUAAGUCAGAAAUUUUGGAUGACAACUGUUCAGAGCCCCACAGGUGAGUUCAAAGACAGGGGUUGGACACACCCUGGUAGAAGGUUACACCAGUUCAAGCACUAGGAAGAGCAUGGGAGAGCCCUGAGAGGUGGGCUGGGCCUGGCCAGGUGGCACUUUGAUGGCCCUUCCUUUUCCUCUCUCUUCCCAUGGCCAGACUCAGGCAGGACAGCCCCAGGUGGCAGUCCCAGCCUACACCGCCCCUUCUUCAGGACACAGCCUUGCGCACUUCCAGGGCCUGGUAGCUUGUUCUUUCUCCUACCAGCUCUGCCUUGGGCACCCCCAAGCCCUGUGCUCCUGUGCUCUAUUCCCCAGGUCUUGGGCUUGGUAGACAGCAAGGAAGCUGCGACACAAGGACACAAGGGCAGGGCAGCUCCAUAGAGACACUGCAGGUGGGGAAUUCCAUUCCAGCCGGUCUUCCGGGUGCGGGGAGCCCGCUCCAGGGCGGGGAAUCAGCGGGAUCCUAUGCCACUCCCCACCCACUCCAGAAGCCCAAAACCCAGGAGGCCACAGCGAUGGCAGGCUCCCGGCACCCGGUGUCAGUGCAUGGGGCAGCCCUGGUGCAGAUCAAGCGGCUUCAGACUUUUGCCUUCUCCGUGCACUGGUCAGAUGGCAGCGACACCUUGGUGCGCAGGAGCUGGGACGAAUUCAGGCAGCUCCAGAAGACCCUCAAGGAGACCUUCCCGGUAGAGGCGGGCCUGCUGCGGAGAUCCGACCGCGUCCUCCCCAAGCUCCCCGGUCAGGCCGCGGGGUCCUGGGAGGGCGUGGAGGGCCGGGUGGGCUCGGGGGUGGCGGGCCCGCUCUACCUGCCUCUCACCUGCGCCGCUGCCCUUCCCAGCCUGGUGAUCCUACCCACCCCCGAGGAUCCCCUCCCCCUCCCCGCGGGCAGCCUUGCCAUCCACAGCCUGGAGGUGCAGAGCCUGCGCUGCCUGCAGCCCUUCCACACCCAGGACACGCGGGGCCGGCCCUUCCACACGCGGACCCAGGAGAGCCUGGACGUGCUGCUGCGACACCCUUCAGGCUGGUGGCUGGUGGAGAACAAGGACCAGCAGAUGGCCUGGUUUCCAGCUCCCUACCUGGAGGUGUCACCGGGCCAGGGCCAGGAGGGGGGCCCAUCCCUGGGGAGCAGCGGGCCCCAGUUUUGUGUUUCCUGUGCCUAUGAGAGCACCCGCAGGGAUGAGCUGUCAGUGCCCGCAGGGGCGUGUGUGCGCGUGCUGGAGACAUCGGACCGUGGCUGGUGGCUGUGCAGGUUUGGCAGCCAGGAGGGCCUCCUUCCCGCUGUGCUGCUGAGGCCAGAAGGGCUGGGAGCGCUUCUGGGCGGGCCAGGGUUCCAUGGAGGGGAGGACAGGGCAGGCGAGACCCGCCGCUCCCCCAAACCCCCCCAGGCCACAACCCCUCCCCCUACCGUGCCCGCCCGACCCCCACUGAGUGCCAUCCAGAGCCGCUGCUGCACCAUCACCCGUAGGGCUCUAGAGCGGGACCCAGGGCAUCAGGGGCCCCCUUGAAGGUGUGUGGAACACACAGGGAGGGCUGCACAGGCCCUAUGGUGCACCGUGCAGCCUGAAUGCUGUCCAGGGGAUCCAGACCAGGGGAUGACUGAUGGUGGCUGGGGGAGGUGAGGGUGAGGGAGGGCAUGACUUCCCAUUUCCUCUGAAUAAAUUUCUGAAUGACUCACA